GACAAUCAUGUAAAGUUGCUUGAUGCAUAAUAAGUAUUUGGUGCGCAGUUCCUUUUAAGUCAAGCUCUUCGUGAUGCCUUUCUUCACAAGUUCUUUCUUCUCGUGUCUUUUGGGAUGAAAGUAGCAUCUUAAUUUUCUUUGUUAAAUACUUCAAGUGACUUGUUCCUUUGACAAACUUUUGCAAAGUUUUGAACAUAUACACAGCGUGGAAACACUCAAUAUCCGUCAUUUUCAAACAUAUCAUACUAGAUAGCACUUCUCGAUAUCGAACUUGCUUUAAGUCAUGUCAAACAAACCUGGUGGAAAGUCAUCUGCCCCUUCUCCUGUUCGUAAACCUGUAGCUUCGCCUAAGGACUCUCACACGGUACUGAAAAAGAAAUAUGGUCCUGUCCCGGGAAAACCGAAUGAUAUACACAGUGGGUUAACGCCGAUUGUACCGCACCUUACACAAUACGGUAUUGGAAAGCUUGAUGCGAGUACAUUAAGAAGGGAACAGCAGCAGAAAAAUGCGUUUUAUAACUUUACAGCGAAGCAAUUACUUGAUUUGGAUGCGAAUAUAACGUCGACAAGAUCUUUGAAAGAAAGCGAUUUGAACGUUCCAAUACUACCCUGCUUUGCAAGAAACCGGUGGAAAACUAAUGGCAAACCAUUUCCUCUUGGUGAACUGGGACCUGGAAAAUGGUUUGCUAAGAACGAUGUUGUGUGGGAGUUAAUACAACCAACUCUCCAACUUGCCUCAAUGAUAUUAACAAACAUCCAGGCUGAUUUGUAUGAUACUUUACUUUAUGGCAAACGAAUCCCAAUCGAUCCUAAAAGAAUUCCUGACAAUCUGCCAAAGCGCGCCACACCAGAAUUUAUAAAGCAACUUUUUUCCACCCAGUCGAGAGGAUUGGCUCCAGGCGAUCCAGUUCUCCAAAAGAGCAAGAGGAAUCUCUUACAUGGAUUGUCACAGUUCACUUGGCUUAAAUUCAGAGACGCUGACGAGACCAUUGCUUUCAACGGCUGUACUAAAUUUGGAUUGGAGAAUGUUCCCGAUGGCAGAAGCCUUCUUGUUUGUCAUAUUAUUUUAAGUCAGGGCAACCUUGAACCUUUACUGCGUCCUGGUAUCACAGAUUCCGAAAAGCUGGCUUAUCAAUGGAGAGUGGCCGUAACACUCACUCAUGAAUGUUUUCAUGCAAUGUUCAACAUUGCCGACUAUAUCCGCUCCAAAAAGAAUGAAACACUGUCAACUUGGCGCGGGGGCUCGGAGCCGUAUUAUGAGGAUCACUCGAUUCAAGAGUGCGGCUUCUUGAUGGAGCAGGUUGCUCUUGGUGGUGUUACCCGUGGAGAGAGGAAUCCACCAGAAUAUUUAUAUCCUUCAAUUUCUUUUUUCUGGACCGAGUGGCCAACUGCAUAUUGGACGAACUACAUGACUAAUUUUAUAUUAAAAACCCCCAAUCUCAGACCCCGCUACAAUUUUUACCCGAUACCAGUAACUCAUUUCGAAGACGUUCACCAGAUGACUUUCUGGGAUGAUACUGUCAGAGCAUUUGGUACCAAGAUGCUUGGCCUUAGAUCCAGUACGGCGAGGAUGCAGGUAACUUCAAUUCCGCAUUUUCCUCAGGAAUAUAUUCUACGUGUGGAUGAUAUUGGAUCUAAGGGCGUCAAUUGGAAAGAUAAACAUACAGCUUUAAAAUUAAAGCAGAAUAUGAGCCCAGAGGAAAGAAAAGCUUGCAGUGCUGGAGACUAUUUAAUUAAAAGGGCAGAAUUGAAUGAGGACUUUUUCGUCAACAGCUUACAACAAUCGGAUCAAGUACAAGCUAUCGUCGAUUUUAAUAGAAGUCUAAAGGCAAAACUAAAAGCCAUCACUGCAGAGAAUUAUUCUACUCCAGGACAGGAGAUCAAACAGAUAGAUCCAGGGGAGAUCAUCAGGGAAUCCAUGCAUACUCAAUAUGAUCUGCUCAUGAAGGCUACAGAGGCUCACUGUGCAGCUGUUAACACUUAUUUCCAACUGGCUAAUUCUGGAACUGCUCCGGCCGAGAUCAAAGAAAAUUUAUUGAGUUUCAACCAAGGAUUUAGAGGAUUUGGCAGACAGAUUGCUCUCGAGUCCUGGACCAAAGAAUUGGCUCAAGAUUAUGAGAAAAUAGAUGAGAAGCUAGAAUUUAUGCGACAGAUGUUAUUUUCACCCAUCGAUCCAGACUGUCAUAAGUAUGCAGUAGAACAUAAGGAGUUUGGAGAGCUUGAAAUCAUUAUCAAUGCCUACAAACAAUUAAAUGAUGAACCUGAGUAUAUGAAACAGGUGAUUUCUCAAGGAGUGGCAGUCUUCGAAGAUCGAUUUAGAAGUUCCCGAUAUGGCAGGACAUGCGCGAAUAUCAUGAAGCUAGCUACAAGUGUAGCAACCGGAGAAGCUACAGACCCAUACGAAACACUUGAUCAACUCGACGCUAAGAUACAAGUAUUGAUAGCUUUGUUGAAUGGGGAAGAUGGCAAACGUUGUGCUACAUGGACAUCGACAUUGGAUGAUAUGAUUAAAAAGAUGAAGGAUAUUUCAGCAGACUUGUUUGAUGAGGUUCUGGCUAAGGGGGUAGAUGAUGGUCUUCAGAUUGAUUAUUAUGAUCCUAUGGAUGAGGAUGAUAUACCAACAGAUAAUGAUAUGGAUGAUGAUGAUCUGGAUCUCAUUACCGGUGAGCCUGCUUGAUGGUAUGGCAUCUAAAGAGAGCAGAUGCUUCUGUAGAGGAGACGUAUUUAAAAUUUCAAUUAUUUUUUCAAAACAUCAAACAGCCUGAAUUCCAAACAUAUGAAAAUUGACUGUGGUCUAUCUCGAAUUGCAAAGUUGUAACAUGCUCAGCAAGAUGCA
Messenger RNA from Botrytis cinerea B05.10, 2836 nucleotides. RefSeq lists its product as hypothetical. The transcript has 4 exons. The record is from RefSeq and is a predicted model, not a curated record. Bases 284 to 2677 code for a protein of 797 amino acids. Lineage: Eukaryota; Fungi; Ascomycota; Leotiomycetes; Helotiales; Sclerotiniaceae.